CCUGCCGCCAGCAGCGUCUGGCGCCCGGCUGAGCUAAUUCAAGCCUGUUCCUCCAACGCCGGGGUGUGGCCACGGUCAUUUUCCAGCCGUUGUUGGUUUUUUCACACUAAAAGGGAAGAGCACCUGGCUGGGAAGGAAAAGCCAAGUGGAAUGCCCGCCGUGAUUGCAUUGCUGCUGCCUGGCCGCGGCUGGGAGGGUUAAGCCAAAGCAUGCAAAUCCUCUGAACCUCGGCUACCCCAAUGCGAGCGCCUUGGCAGGGAAAGCAUCUCCCAGUAGCAGUGGCACCAGCCCUGGUGGGAUGGAGAGUGGACCCCGAGGUGGGAUAUGGGCAGCAGAAAGUUGGCAUGAGGCUCUUCUCAGGAGGGUUUGAGGCACCAGCCCUCAUUCAGUCAUUAAAUAACUACACAAAGGAGUCUUUGGAUCUACAUCGAGGAUGGGGACACCUGAGGGAGGGUCUGCUUCUCUGGCAGGUGGGCACCAAUCGCCCCAGCCCAAGCAGCACCUCAUCAGAGACACAUCACUUGGUGCUGCACGUGAGCAAGCUCCUGCCUGGGAGAAGAUAUCCAGCUGCAAAACAGAGAUGCGGGAAAAGGAUGGGCAGCAUCGUCAGGAAAAUCCUAACUUUGUGCUGGCACUCGGCUCCCAUCCGCCCCCGCCUGCGUCCCUUCUGCGGGGUCCAGCUUGCAGAUUCAUCUUCCCUGGGAGAUUAGCGACUAAUCUCUCCUUCAUCUGCUGUCUUUCCUAUCAAGGCGGAUACAGGGGCCGGGCUGGUGCAUUCCUGAGGCCCCCUGGCACUGGGGAUCCGGCCCCAGGGAGCAUCUUCACCAGGGGAUCCCAAAAGGAGGAGGAUUGGAGGCCACCGCCAAGCUCCCCAUCCUUCCCUCCCACCGGGCGCAGUGGCACAGCCAGAGGAUUCCCAUCCACAGCCAUCGGGAAGAUGCCCGGCAGCAGCCGGAGAAAAACAGGGGCCACAAGCGGAAAGGACAACACCUGCCGACCUGUCAGCCGCUCCAGCCAGACAUGAGGACCCCGCGCCCAGCCCGGGGCUGAACCCCGGCCCCGCCAUGGUGCUGCCCUGCGCCCACAACAGCAUCGGCACCCGGCUGGCGCCCGAGGAGCCACGUGGCCGCAGCAACUCCAUCCCACUGGCGCAGACCCCCACCGCCAAGCACAUGCUGGCUUAUCUGCCCCGGCCACCCUCCGAAACCAGCCGGUAUGGCACCUUCCCCCAGGAGCCCGAACUCCCGUCCGCUCCCGGGGCUGCGGCGGAGGACAGCCAGCAGAAAGCUGAUGCCGACGCCGCCCAGAUGCCAAAUUCUCCAUCCCUGCCUCGCCGUAGCGGCAUCGUAUCCAGCGUGGUGUCCCUACCGCCAAGCCGUGGCAGCAUGACCGCCCACCACCGUCCCAGCGACCCGUCCCGCUGGUACCCGCAGCAGACGCUGAGCGCGCCCAACAUCCCCAGCUCGGUGCGUGGGAAGAGCCCCACCGUGGAGGGGCCGCAGAGCCGGCGCCGCAAGCUGCUGGAGGAUGACGGGCCAGUGGUGCAGGCCUGCAAGCGGCAGCGGCAGCGCUACGUCACCAAGGUGGGCAAGUGCCAGGUCAACCUGGGCAAUAUUCAGGAGAAGAAACGGUUCCUCUCGGACAUCUUUACCACCAUCGUGGACCUCAAGUACCGCUGGUUCCUCUUCGUUUUCAUGAUGUGCUACGUCGUCACCUGGGUGGUCUUCGGCACCAUCUACUUCUUUGACGCCUGGGCACGGGGUGACGUCUGGCACCGGGGUGAUCCCGAUUGGCCAGCGUGCAUCGAGAAUGUGGACGGCUUCAUCUCUGCUUUGCUCUUCUCGGUGGAAAGCCAGCGGACCAUCGGCUACGGCUCCCGCAUGGUGACAGCCAACUGUGCCGAGGGCGUCAUCCUGCUGAUGGCGCAGUCCAUUGUUGGCUCCAUGAUCGACGCCCUGAUGGUGGGAUGCAUGUUCGUCAAGAUCUCCCGGCCCAAGAAGCGCGCCCAGACCCUCAUCUUCAGCAAGAACUGUGUCAUUUCCCGCCGGGACGAGAAGCUCUGCCUGAUGUUCCGUGUGGGGGACCUGCGGGAGAGCCACAUGGUGGAUGCCAAGAUCCGAGCCAAGCUGAUCAAGUCCCGGCAGACGGCUGAGGGGGAGUUCAUCCCCUUGGAGCAGUCGGAGCUGAACCUCGGGUACGACACGGGGGAGGACCGCCUGUUCCUGGUGGAGCCCCAGAUCAUCUGCCACGUCAUCAACCCCCACAGCCCCUUCUGGGACCUGUCGGCCGAGUCGCUGCGCCGGGAGCAGUUUGAAAUCAUCAUCAUCCUCGAGGGCAUCGUGGAAGCCACAGGAAUGACGUGCCAAGCCCGCACCUCAUACACGGAGGACGAAAUCCUCUGGGGGUACCGCUUCGAGCCCUGCAUGUCCCUGGAGAAGGGCGCCUUCAGAGUGGACUACAGCCGCUUCGACAUGACCUUCGAGGUGCAGACGCCCGCAGCCAGCGCCAAGGAGCUGCAGGAGCUGGAGCAGCGGGAGCUCCCCACGCUCAGCCUUCGCUGGGACCCCUACGCCCCGCUGCAGAGUGGGCGCAGCGAGGAUGCGUUCACCGAGGGCAGCCGGGACACGCUGCCGGAGCGAGGGCCGGGGGGCGGUGGGAUGGGAUGGGCAGCUGUGCCCAUGGUGGGCGGUGGGAUGGGAUGGCCGGUUGUGCCCACGGUGGACGGCGGAUGCCCAGCGGAGGGUGCGGUGCCAACAGUGCCAUAGCCCACUCUGCAGAGGGGCUGGUGUGGGCAGGGCUGCUCUGUAACCGGGAACGGGGGGGGGAUUAAAGCGCUGGAAUUAAAACCACGCAGCCACA
Messenger RNA from Cuculus canorus (common cuckoo), 2859 nucleotides. RefSeq names its product G protein-activated inward rectifier potassium channel 4. The coding region runs from base 1065 to 2765 and encodes 566 amino acids. Lineage: Eukaryota; Metazoa; Chordata; Aves; Cuculiformes; Cuculidae. Gene Ontology annotation, biological process: potassium ion import across plasma membrane; regulation of monoatomic ion transmembrane transport. The record is from RefSeq and is a predicted model, not a curated record. Gene Ontology annotation, molecular function: inward rectifier potassium channel activity. Gene Ontology annotation, cellular component: plasma membrane. The transcript has 5 exons.